AUGUCAUUCAGUAGUUGGCCAGAAUUAGCGGAUGUCAUUGAACACAAACGUUUUGAAGUGAGUUUAAUAAAAAAAAAAAUGAUCCAAAUUAUUUAGAUAGCUCUGAAACAUGUGAAAGACGGCUCUCGGGAUCCGUCUUUUGAUGAUGAAAGCCUUCAAAAAUCGUUUUUUAGUCAGGUUCGAUCGGAAUUUUCGAAUUUUUCAGAUCAGUUAUAAGUUGAAAAUAUCAAGUUAUUGAAUUCAAGUUUAUAGUAGAAAAAAAGGUAUUGUUAAAUAUUUUUUUAUGCCGUGUUAAAAUUCCUUCUUUUAAUUUCGAAAUUGCCGUCAGAAAAAAAGAAAAAAAUAACUAAAUUUUUGGAGAAAAAAACUUUUUUUCAUAUUCCAAAAAAAGCUUCAUAUCACCACGUAUUUUUUUUAAAUUUUUUGAAUGAAUUGAAUUUCGAAUCAGGAUUUUUUUAAAUUUACAGCUCUUAUAAAAAAAUUCCAAUUUCACUUCAUUUGUUUUGAGUUCUCAAAAGCAUCGAACUCAGGUUUUAUGAAAAAUAUAAUGUCGAUCAUAAUCGAGUUUCAAAUAGGAAAACGAUAUAUGAAGGUUUUGUUGCAGGAUUUUAAAGUAGAAAAAAUUAUUUUUUGUUUGAUUUUGUUUUCUUAUAGAAGUUGAAAGGAAUUUCUGAACUUUUGACUAGAUUAGAAUGUGUUGAAAAAUGCUUGCUUGUGGUUCAAAGAAGCACGGACGAGUUUCAAAAAGGUCUUCGGAUGAAGAGCCUUUCUCAGUAUUCUUCUAUCCCGACUACUUCUCCUUCAAGACUUUUAUCACGAGUUUUUUUCAAAAAAAAUCGUAUUUUAUCAGCUUAUUCCGUUUUGGAGUAUUCUUUAUGUAGAUAAUUUUUGAAACAAAUUUUCGGAUUCAGUGCCCCCAGCUGAACCUUCUCUCGGUGACGAGCUGUUCUGUAAGCCGCAUUUCAACGGAAAUCCAAUUAUGCACAAAUUUGACCUCAAUUGCUUUCUCGCAUAACAAAUUGACCGAUCUUCCCGACGUGUUUGGUUCGUUUUUUACGUCUUUGUCCCCAGGGCAAAGUAAUUUGAAGAAGACGUUUUGGAAAAGGAAAAAUAUGUUCCAAGAGUGUCUCAAAUGAAUGGAAAUUGACAAAAAAUGUGCUAAAUAUACUUUAGAUAGGCUAAUCAUUGUGGGCUCUUACCUCAAAACCCUAAGCAGCUUUCAAGCUUCUGAUUCCGGAAAAGGAAAGUCGUUUCUGGUCGGGCGCAAGUCGAAGCAGCCGUUGCGCGGCGAGAAGUUUAGCUUCUGACUAUGAAAUAUCUUCUUAAGGCAAAAUUACCUAUUCAUAAUCAGCUUGACUGUAGUUUUUUUAAUAAAAGUUAAUCACUGCAUAACUUUGUGAACUCAGCUAUCCAGGGAUAAUUUAGCAAAUUUUAAGUUUUCCAUAACCUCAUGAAAGUUUUCCAGCGGCUUCCUAGCAAAAUCUUCAUUUUCAGGCUCGCUGAAGAAAUUGAAAUUCCUCGACGUGUCCCAUAAUGAGCUGACUGCAUUGCCAGCUUCAUUGAAGACGCUAACAAAGUUGGAAUCUCUCAUUGUCAAUAAUAACAAGGUAAGAAUGGUUCCUUAAACUCUUGAAAAUCGUUGGCUCCUAGAAAAGACGUCCCCUGAAGUUGAAAUUCUUUAGCUCCUCAAUAAAUGGUCCCCUGAAGCUGAAAUUCUCCCGCAUUUUGAAAAAAGGGUUCCACAAAGUGGAAAUACUUUGUUCUCUCAGAAAAUGUUUUCAAAAAAUCAAAAACUUUUGGUUCUUCAAGAAAAAGGUUUCGCAAAGUGGGAAAUCUUUGGUUCCUACUAUUUCGGUCAUGUUUCCCAGUCCAAAUGCCCGUUCAUUUGUAGUUGUGAGAAACAAAAGCCUACACAUUCUGAGAAAUGUGACUUGCGUUUUGUGGGAAUAAGAAAAAAGCUUCAAGGAGCUCGAGAAAGUCCGAUCAGUGGAUCUAGUAGUUCAAAUAUCAAGGAGAUUGAAAGUAAUGUAAAAUAGAAAAAAAAGUAAUAAAAAGGCCUAGAAGAUUUUCUAAAAGAUGGAACUAAGUAAGUGAGAUUUUAUUUCAAGAAAAAAAAUUUUUUUCGCCUCAGAAGAGAAUUUUUCUCGUUUUUUUCAUCCUAUUCGGAAAAUAACUAGAAACAAUGUCACGAAAUUGAAAAACAUCUUCCGAGGUUUUUCAUUUUACUGAUAAAAUGUUAUUUUUUUGGUUCGAGAUGUCAUUUUUUUGUAAUCUGAUGGUACCGAAGGAAUUUUUUUCACUAGAAUAACUUUAAAUGAAGUUUUUCAAAGGUUUUUGAAUCAGAUUUCGGAAACCAAAAUAUUUUAUUUUUCAAUCCCUUUUUCGCAAAAAAAAAUGGUCGUUUUAAGUUGGAAUUGACUCCGAUUCAAUUUUUCAAAAUUUUUUUUGGCAUAAGAUUCCCGAAUUUUUUCGUUUUCCAGUUCAUUUUGCAAAUACUAAGAAAUAUACCAUCUAAGGUUCUCAUUUUUACUGAAAAAUAGAAUUUUUUUUGGUUUGAGAUGACGUUUUUUAAAUUCUCGUACUUUUUCAAAUAAUCUGUUUUGAAUCAGAACACAGAAUCCGAAAUCCCCUUUCAUUCUCCAUUCGGCAAGAAACGCGAAUGACGCGGAAUUCCUCAUCCGAGAUCCGGGAAGGCCCUCUGUUUACUUUCAGCUGACGAUUCAAGGCAUUCCGGAGCUCUCGGCUCUGGGCCAAUUGCACGUCUUCGACGUAUCGCACAACAAUUUGGCCGCCCUGCCGCCAACCCUUGAUUCCACGAAAAUAAGCUCAAUUGAUGCCGCCAAUAAUUGCCUCACCGAGGUGCCCUUUUUGCCCGAAGAGAAAUCACUCGGAGGAAUCCCUUUGCAGCUUCCGGACGAGUUCGAGAAGUUGGCGGGAGUCCUGCGGGAGCUCCGACUCAACGACAACAAGAUGCAGGAGCUGCCGACCGUCGUCGGCAAGAUGCAUAGGCUCAAAGUUUGAAAUUUUCAGAAUUUUGAAGGACUGAAAAUUGAAAAAGUCCUUGGUUGAAGUGAUGGAGGUUCAUAUUUGAAAGGUUUCAGAAAGCGAGGAUUUUCUGAGUUUUCAUGUUCAAUUUAAGCACAGCUAAUUAAGUUAUCUGUCGAAAAAGCGUUCGAAAAUGAAAAAAAAAGUGAAGAAAGGGAAGUUUUACAUGAACAGUGACCUUAUUUUAUGAGUUUCGAGUGAAAGGUUUUUUGCCCAAUUUUAAUUUUGAUUGGAGACUUUUGGAGAAUUUUAAAGGAUUGAGCUGAAAAAUGAAAAAAAGACCCUAAUUUGAAGUGAUGAAGGUUCAUCUUUGAAAAAUUUGCGGCAAGGAUUUUUGAGUUUUUAAGUUCAAUUUGAGCGCAGCUGUUUGGUUUAUCUGUCGAAAAAUAGUUCACAAAUGAUAAUAAAGUGAAGAAAAAGAAAAAAAUCAAAAAGUACAGACUUUUGUGACCAUACUUUAUAAGUUUUGAGAGGAACUUUCUUUGCCAAUUCAGAUUUGAAAAUUUUAACAGUUUUUUUAACUGGUUCGAUGAAAAAAAUUCACUUUUGAAAAGUUGAAAAUUUCAAGUUAGCUACUUUUCUUGCAACUUUACUGCUUCAAAUUUACCAUUAUUUUUAUUUUUUUAUUUUUUUCUGAGCUAUAUUUACUUGCUCAUCCUUCCUUUCCUAUCGAGUCCAAAACCUUCUACUCUCAAAAUUGCGGACAAAAACUUUGAAAAAAGUUUUUUUGAAUGUCUCUUUCUCCAUCCCACAGACCUUGCGUUCGAAGCAAAAAUCUCAGUUUCUCAAAAACCCCAAAUUUUGAAAUUAAUUCGACACUUUUCAACCACAAAUUUUGAAUUCGUGCUCGAAAGUCACCAUAUCGUGAUAAAUCGGUGUAAGUAGGAUCCAAUUUUUUUUUCCACGGCGCUCGAAAUUUCGAUUUUGGGUAUUUCGCGAAAUGAUUUCCAGGCAUUGCAAAAAUCGUUGAAAUCACUUUGAACACGGCAUAAAUUUAAUUUUCGAAAUUUUUCUUAUUGGUGGCUUUGAACUGCUUGGGUAAUAAUCUCUUUUUAUUUCUAAAAAAAUCAAAAAAAUUUUUUUGAUUUUUUUCCUUUAUUUUACAGCUUCGAAUUUUCCAUAAAUUUAAUUUUCAAAGUGAAAUGUAGUGUAAAUAAUCUCUUGUAAUUCAAUUUAAAAUCGUCGAACCCUCAAAGAUUCGGAAAAUACUUGAAAACAAUUUUUUUUAAUGGUUCUUUCUCAUGUCGCCCAUUACACAAACCUCUUUGUUCGCAAAAAAACUCUUGGAGAUUUGCACUUUUUUGCGAAAAUGUAACCGACAACGUUAUGAGAUAGAUUGGCUUUGGCCGACGGAAAUUGUAUUUGAAAUUGAAUCGGGCCAUAAUGCCCGGGGCGUCGAUUGUUCUAGGGAGUCAACAAGUCCAAAGUGCACAUUCCAAUUGAUUAUUAAUGCGCGGUGUGGCUGACGCUUUCAACUUGAAAUGUUAGUAAUGGAAUUAUAAAUCGCCCUUCUGUGAUGAAGAAAAGGUGCAAACGAAGAGUUAGGACAGGAAAAAGUGGCUGAUUCCCAAGAAAUAUUCCUUUUUUUUAAAGUUUCAAAUAAAAAGUUCCCUUCCCUUGCUAACAGGAUAAUAAAGCUAGGAGUGCCGUCAAGCGAACAAAAAUUGAACAUUCAUUAAGAAAGCGGACUCAAAUAGUUGUUUUAAAACUUACUUUGAACUGGUACGAAGGACAACUUGAAAAUGAAGGAAUUACUUUCAAAUUUCCUUAUCUUUUCCAAGAACCAUUUUUGUAGGUUUUGGACCUGUCAAACAACGAAUUCCGCGACACGCGUUUUCAACGGCUGACAAACGACAAAAGAUCCAAGGUCGGGAGUUCCUUUUCGGGGAAGAUUUAUGCAUUUUCAAAAAGGAUGAUUUAUUGCUAUGGGCAGUGGUUGAAGAUUUUCAAAAAUUCUUAUUUCAAUUGAUUCAUGAAGCUUUCAAGCAUUUAUCUAUGUUUUUUUAAGUCAUGGAGAAUCAAAAAAAUUUUUUUGAGAAGGAGAUUUUGGGGUUCGUCUUCCUGAAUCUGAAGAAAAUUUUUUUCAAUAAAAAAAUUAUUUAUUUGAAAUUAUUGAUUCAUCUCGCUUCAGUACACUUCUCAAAUGGUUUCCAGGAUUAAUUUUUCUUAAUUUCGCGAAAAAAACUUUCAUGGCUUCUAUUAAAAUCAUGCGAAAUUUGGAAAAAAAUAUUUAAAGCCUAAGUUUCAUCCAGAAAAGGCUUAGGAAAAAAAUUUCAGACGAUUUUUUUGGCCAAUUUCAAACUUAAAUUUUUUUUUUCUCAAACGCAAAAUUUCAUGCCUAGCUUGGGAUAAAGGAAAUUUCAUCAGAAACAUCAAAUUUGUCCAAUUUUCCUUGAUCUUUUAUGAAGCAACUUGGAUAUUAAUUUAUCCUCUUGUUUCGCUUGAGUUCCUCGUAAUUAACGUCCAAAGUUCAUUGUAACACCCAUUCCCACUAUACGAAAGUACAACUAGCUGCCUUCUUGUUUCCCAAACAUUUCUUGAAAAAUGUACUUUUCCCCGGCCGGCCAGCCUCAGAUCGAUGACAAUUAGUGUUAGUUUAUCACUGGACGGCGAAAAUCAGUUGAUUACUCGGCUGGAAGCCCGCGGGAGGAGAGGGGGAGCCCGCUGCUCGUCGAGGACUCUCCGUCCUUCGAACGGUCUCUGACGCUGCUCCGCCUUCUCCGUGGGCACUGCCUCUCCGACGCAACCGAGUCACGCCUCCCGAGGCCGGCAUUUUGGCGUCGGCGGUCCGUCGAGGCUGGUCGGCUCCUUCUGGCCCUCGCUCCACCUCGAACUCGAGUUCUGCUGAUAUUCCGGCCCAAAUGCUCAUUCCGGUGUAUGACACUAAAGCGAACAAAGACGGCUAUACGUCGCAGUCGCUCGGUGGCAUACAUCGGGGUGUUGCUUCUUUCUCCCUUUCCCUCCGACCUAUCGAUCCCCUCCCCCUCUCUUUUUCCUUCCCACAACGUUUUUUGACGUCUCGAACUAAAAAUGCCCGGGAAAAAUGAAGUGUGAACAAAGGAGAAAAAGUCGAUGAAAACUAAUUCCCGUAUAGGUGCCGGCCGUAUUGAAUUAUGUCGAGAAGAAUGGCCGCAAAAAGAACAACGAAAAGACGGAAACAACGGCUGUGGAGCCGGAAAAAGUGGACCCCGCUGAAUCGGCCGUACUCGUUCGCACCAACGACGAACAGGUCUUUCCUGGAAAACAGAGGGAAUUGAAAUUCAUGGGGUGUCCUGGAAGGUUUAUGAGAAAAGAGAGAAACGGCUGCAAAAUGUUUGGAAAAGAGAGAAGGGAAAAUGAGCACGGCGGAAAAAAAAAAGCGAAAGGGAUGUAUGAACCUGGAAGUGAAACGAUUCAAUAACUAAAAUGGAAGCAUUCCUUGAAACUGGAGACAGCUGAAAAAAAUAAAUUUUAUUUGGAAUAGUUUAUUAAAAAAACAAAACUGAAAGAGAGACUUCAAAGAAUCGAAAAAGUUUCAAAAAUUUUGAAAAUGAAGAAGUUAAAAAAACUUGAAACAAAACUCCAGAAAUUUGAUUUUUCAUCUUUUUUUAGUUUUCCUGAAGAAAAAUACAUUUUUUUGAUGGAAAUUUCAACUGGAAAAUGAAAAGUUUUUAUAAAAAAAUAAUUAGCAAUGUGCACAGGAAAAAAAUUUUUAAGAAUUAAUUCUGAAAUCAAAUUUCAUUAUGCAAUUUGAGCUUUUUGCUACAACUUUUUAUUGAAAGUCUGGAAACUCAGUUUUUCGAAAAAUUAGGUUUGAUUUUAAAAAAAAUUAUUUUUUUCAUUCUACUUUCAAGUGAAGGCAAUUUAACAAAUGAUAAAAAUUUUUUUAAACUUCAAUUUUUUUAUUUUUCAAAAAAAUUGAUAUUUUGUUUUUUUCAUCCUCCGCAUUUCAAUUAAACAAGGAUUAAAAAUGAAAGCUGAUCCCAAUUUUUAACUUUUCUCGAAGCAAAGCACAAUUCUCUUUCCGGAAUCGUAUUUUUUGUAACUUUCUCAUUUCUCAGACAUCGUAAAACAAAACUAAUUUCCAUAAUUACCCGCCAAGUUUGGCGAAAAUGUGAGCUGCCGUGUCACGCGGCCUUUUCAUCGGAGCAUAAUUCGCUUUUCGAAAAUUGGCUCUUUUUCCUUUCUUUUUGCAGUUUCCUAUCGUAUAGACGAAGGUUCAGACUCGCUAUUAAUAAUCAAAGUGCAAAGUUGAUUAUGACUGGUUGAUUUGAAAAAUAAGAGGGAGAGAGCAAUACACAAUUAUCGUGCUGGAUGGCUAAAAAUAAAAUGUCUGAGUUUUUUUUUAAGAAUCAGAAAUGUAUUUUGGCAAUCUGGAAAAUUCGGUCGAUUCGGUCGCUUCAUUAGAGUGGCAUUUUUUUGAAAUUUCUGAAGGGUUUUGAGUUCAAAAUUAUUCAAGUGUCCAAAAGUGCGUAGAAUUCUCGAUUUUUGGUCCUUUUGUAAACUUUUUUUAAUUUUGACCUGAAAUCAAUAUUUUAAGUGCGCAAUAGUGUUCUUUAAGAUUUGAGAGUACUUUUUGGCAAAAAAAUAAAAAAAUUCAACAAAAAAAGUUUCUUUUUGGGAGAUUUCAGGACCAGAUUUUUUUGGAUUUUUCAGAUUUUUUUGAAGACUUCGAAACUGGUCGUACUAAGAAGGAAAACGUACUUAAAAAAAUUUAACAUCUUAAUAAAGCCCAAAAAAACUUUUCAACAAUGGAAAAAUAGACAUCAUAAAAAAAGCAACUGGACCUACAGACUUUCAAAGCAGCCUACGACUUUUUAAUCAGACUCAAAAAUGUUGAAAAAUUUUUAAUUCAGUGGAUCGAAGCAGAAAAAAAUUGUUCUAGAUAGUUUUAAUUGUUAGUUUAAAAAAAUUUUAUUGGGUUGUAAAGAGAAAAAAAUACUUCAGAAAAAAAUAAUAAGUAUCUCCUCAAAAAAAUAGUUCAGCUUCCAGUGUGUUAUAGAAUUGUGCAAUUUGAAAUUUUGCGAUUUCUCUCACCUUCAAUUUACCUAAAAUUUGAAAAAAAAAACGAGUUCUCUCUUUUCAAGCCAACCAGGACACUCAAAAAAAGAAAACCGCAUAAAUAAAAUUUUACACAAAUUUUUAAGAAACUACAUGUUUCUUUCUCAACACUGGGCUGUCAUUGGCGGUUGGCGAUUUUCACACAUUCUUUUGAAUUUCUGAAACUUCGAACGAGAAAAGCUUGAAAGGGUCUAAACCUUGAAAUCUUUUUUUUUUCAAAUUAGCCAAAAUAGAUAAUUUUCGUGGGCCUUUCCAAACUUUUCUCAUAGUUUUUUUUUAAAUUCAACUCAAAACGAACACCAUUCGUGAUUUUGCGCUAUAAAAAACUUGACUGAAACCCAAAAAAAAAAAUAGUUUUCGCCUUUUUUGGCUUUUUAAAGCUCAAAAGCCAAGUUAUGAAGUCUUGAAUACGCUAAAAACUUUUUCCUUCACAGUUAAAUUAUCACAUGAUAGCGUAAGAUUUCUGUAAAGGUUUCGACUAAAUUAGGCAGCAAAAAAAAUCUUUUUUUCGGUUUUUACUCAAGGUGCUUCCAAAAUUUCUCAGCUGAGUUCUAGGAUAUUAUAAAAAUUUUUAUCUUUUUUUCAGUACCUCUGUGAGUUCUCCAGGUAUCUUUUUCUGUAUCUUCCUUUUCUAGCUCGUCGUAACGAGACACAAAAGUGUGUCCGAAGUGCGGCCUUAUCUCGUCUGCUGUGUCCUUAACAACGUCGACCUUUCCGACGGCGACAACUUCAAAAAGUUCAUUCAAGUCCAGGUGCAAAAGUUUUUCCAUCAACUCCAUUCCCGACUUGAAAAUUGAUUUGAGCAGAUUGGCAAGGGUGACUUGAGAAACUAGAGAGUGGUCCUUAUAGGGGCAAUUUCAGAGGCAUUCAAGGUUCCUUUCAUCACUACAGGGGUCACUAAAGCUUGCAAAAGCUUCUAUAAGGGACAUGCUAUUCUUUAUUGCUAUGAACUAUAUGAAAAGAAGCAUUACCAUGCGAAGAAUUCAUUGAAUUAGUUUCAUUUGAAUGAAAAAUAUCAACAGAAGCUUUGUCUUUAGUUUUCAAAUCUGAACGAAAGAUUGGAAGACCUUCCCUAUAGGGAUUACUUGAGCUUUUAAGGCUUAGGGAUGCCCUUACCUUCUAUAGGGACCAGCUUAGUUUUACCUCUAAAAGGGGUAUUUCUUUGUCCCCUUCAGAAGCUGAAGCCCCUAUAGGGACCACUCUGGCGUUUCUGCGCGGCUUUUUUGGCAAGAAGCUCAAUAUAAAAAUAAAAGCUGAUUUUUCUUUUGAAUAUGAAUUUUUUUAUGCAUCAACUUUCAGAUGAGGGUAUAUCAACUUUGUGAUGAAAAAAAAUUUUCUAUAUUUUUCCGUCAUUUGACUUCGAAAUUCUUGCCAAAGAUGUCACAAAAAAAUCUGCACAUAUUUUUUUCAUCCACAAAAUAUCAGACGAAACUGCACGCAUCGCUGUGCGAGAAUCGUACGACGGCCGCAGUGGGAACGCAUCGGAUGGGCUCUUUUCAGCUUCCCGUCACCUUCAUGGCAUUGCCUCGUCAAGACCUCUAUGUAAGUACCCCAAAAAAAACCACCAAAAUGCCUCGUUCUAUGUGAAAAUGGCCCUUUUUUGCCUCAUUUGGAAAAAGGCUUUUUGGAGCUUGGAAAUGGAGGCAAGGCUUGAGAACAUUCACAGCUUAUGCAUGGAAACGAGUGUUUGGAAGACUUCAAGUUCCUUUUUUUAGACAAAAAAAAACAAUCGUAUAUUUUGUAUGUUCGCCUCACCUUAUACAGUCUAACUUGUCUGCGUCUCUUCUCUCUCGCAGAAAAAGUCAGAGGAACGUGAAAACAGCAUGUGAAAACGAAAGAGUGGUCGAAGGAGAAGAGAGCGCAGAGAAGCUAGAAGCUUUUUCACAUCGUGACGAAUAGAUUAUUUUCAACAGUGUAUUGGUCUACUUGAAAAAAAUAUGACGGUCAUUAAAAAAUAUAUCGAAAGAAUUAGCCAAUUUUUUUUCCUUCUAAAUUUUUUUUAUGAGCUUUUAAAUUGGAUUUUCGAUCAUUUUCCAAAAAUUGCAUCCAUUUUCUAUUGAUAUGGCGAAUUUCUGGCCUUCAUCAACAUUACUCAUUUCAUAAAGAAAGCGUUACAAAGGUUUUGAUUUUUUUUUACCAAGAAAACUUUCCAAAUCAAUCAAGUUCGCCAAAAAUCAAUACUACUGAUGUUUUUUUUUGAUGAUUAAAGAUCCUGUACCACAAAAAAAGAGGUCAAAUCAAGGAUUUUGGGCCCUGGUUAAAGAGUAAACUUUUUCCGGAGGCUUAAGGUCGUAGGAAUAAAGGAACUGUAUAACUUUAAUGUGAAAAAGUUUUUCUGAAGUGUCCUCUGUAUUAAACAAAAAAUACCGAAAAAAAUAAAUAGUUAUAAGUUACCCUUUUCUUUUUUUUCUUCUCUCAUUUCACCAGUUUUCAGGAAAAAAAAACUGAAAGUCUAACUUCGUUUGAAAAAAACGCUGAAGCGUACUAUUAUUAAGUUACGAAGCAUUGAGCUGUUUUCGGAGCCUGAUUUCUCUGUUGAUGACCCCAGAGCUUUCCAUUUUAUGGGGCAGAAAAUUGGCAAUCCAGAUAAGAGCCCUGAACAAGAAGACGAGCGUCAGCGGCAAUGAGCUGAUGGAGAGUCUGCUGAGGGACGCGGAACUGGCCCGGAAACGGAGUAAAAGAAGCACGAUCGAUCCCUUGUACAGGUGCCGGGUUCCUUGUUCCUUCAAAGAGCAAGAAGAUCCAGGUACCUUCACAUCGUUCGGGAUGAUCCAGUCUUGGCUUGUCUUGUCGACGCCCAGCAGGUCGUCAUCAGCCUUCCGCCCAUCACCAAUUCUGACCCCACCAAGGUCAGCGUUUUCCAAUUUCAUCAUGUUAUCAAAACAAAAAUGUUUUUCUAAGGGAUUUCCUAGCAAAAAAAAGAAAACAUGAGUCUUUGAAGCCCGAAACUUCGAGAGAGAGCAUUCAAAAAGGAGAGAGUAGGGACGUUUUUCUCUGCACGCCCUCUUGUUAACAAGUGCUCUCUUUGCUUUUCGAAGAUCCGAACGUAGACUUGCGCAUAGGCCUCGGUUUGAAGUAUGUAAAAGAGUUUCGGUUGCAUUUUUUUCUAAAAUUCAAAAAAUUGAUUUUGAAGUUUUUUCAAACCAUUUUUGGCUUCGAAAUUGAUGGAAAUCUCCAUUUUGAGGUGACCAAAAUAGUGAUUUUCAAAACUUUUCUGUACGCGGAAUAUAGUCUCGAUAUAGAAAAAAUAGAACCGCGAUAAUAAAUGGCUUAACUUUUUCAAUGGUGAUAUGAAUUGAGUUUACACCUGCUGCCACUGAUGCAAAGUCGUGCACCCGACAUAUAAUGACUUACGCGCUGAGAUAUUGAAAGAUAUCAGAGAAAGCUACUGAGUUUUUAGUUUUUUUUUUUCCAAGCUGCGGCUUUUGCAAUACUGGAAUGAUCGGUACCGAAUAAUUAUUCAAGUAUGAAAUUUUGAAUUCACAUAUGAUAAAAAAUGCAUGUUCUUACUCAACCUUGGUAUAUAGUCUGUGUGCCACGACUUGAAAUUUCACCGAACGACAUUCCGCUGUUACGCUGCGUGCGUUCGCGAAGCGUCUUUCAAAUCUAAAUCACGCUUUCAAUUGAUUGUUGUUGCUGUAGGAGCACAUGAAAGUAAAGUACCUCAAUAAAAGAGAAAAAUAAAUCAAAAGCGCGACCAAGGUUCGCAAAGGCGCGCAGCGGCACAGCGGAAUGUCGUUCCGUGAAAUUCCAAGUCACUGUACACAUGCUAUAGUAAACCGGACGCGCCUCGGACGUUUCUUAGCAAUUCCAGUGAUCACUCAAGAGUGCAGACGCUGCUAGAGUGACCAAUAGUACCUCAGAAACGUCCGGGGCAUCCGGGUGGCGUCAUCGAAGUCUAUUAAUAUUAAUAUUCUUUAUUCUUUUUUUGCAGCUGACUGUUGACACGACUUCCAUUUGGGUGGAAGUCUCUUCGGCACAAUCUCUCGAAAUUUGCAAGAAAGUCAUGGACGAACUCGUCGUCGAAUCGCUCAAAAUAUUCCCGGGUCUUGCCAUUGAUCAGGUAAAAGUUAUCAGAGAUCACCUAGGGAGGAAAGAAACAGCGAAUCGUCUUUUCCAUUAUAAGGAUGCACUCAUAAGCCUUGAGAAACAAGGAAAUGGUUUAACCAUUUUACAUCAUGUUUAUAAAUUUUUCUCAGAAAUUGAAAAACAGAAGAAGCUGUACAAAUUCAUCACAAAAAUUCGACUUUUUUUUCUUCACAAGUUUUAACUUCGACCAACUUCUGAAAGUCUACACUGCAACUUAAAAUAAACCAAAAGUUUAGAGCAAAUCUGUGUGCAGCUUUCGUUGGCAGGUGUUCUUGAAAUUGAUUGCGAACACUUGUUUUUACACAAUCUUUCCAGAGCAUCUGAUACUUUUUCUUUUUUCAGAGUGGCCCCUAGAAGGAUUCGAGAAAAAAGCAACCGACAUUGGGGGCGAAAUAGUGUUUCCUAAAGGGGUAAAAUUUGGGUACUCCCUAAGAAGCUUAGGUUAUGACCCCUGCAACUCAAGUGGUCCCUAUAGCGGUUUUAAGUUUUUGUUCUAUUUGCAAGUCUAAAAAAAACUUAAGGGUCCUAGCGUUCUCCCCUAGAGUGGCCACUUUUACAAGCUUUAGUACCCCCUAUAGGCCUAUAGGGGGCGGAAAGGUGGUUCUUGAGAGGAGCCCAAAAGAGCCCCGUAGUGACCAUUCUGGCGUUCCUAAGUACGACGAAGCUUUUCAAUGAAAAAAAAAAAUUUUGAAAAGAGCAUGAGAAAGACCUUUCCCACCCAGAUUUUAGGGUCUUUAAAGAUUUUUUUCAUCUCUCAAAGGAAAAAUAAGAAGAAACAGCUGUGUUGCAGGUGCGCGUCGUCGACGGAGCCAAUCACAUUUCCAUCUACCCGGACAAAAACGAUCUUCCCGGUGUUGCACUGAACCGAGUGAAAAGUUCAGGAAACGAAAAUGUUUAG
Messenger RNA from Caenorhabditis auriculariae, 13072 nucleotides. The record is from the annotation of a GenBank genome assembly. Lineage: Eukaryota; Metazoa; Nematoda; Chromadorea; Rhabditida; Rhabditidae.